AUGUAUCCCAACUGGGUCGCCAGUGACGAGGCCCAGUAUCGACGUUCGCCAUCGCCGCCUACUUUCAAAACCCCGCUCGCCAUGCCUCAGUUUCUCCCCUACCUCAGCCAGUUCGAAGAGGACGACGAAGAGUACAGCCAUCCCUUUGCGGCUCCCAGCCAAGGUUCGCGUGCUCGGUCGACCAAGCAAACCCGCAGUGUCUGUGCGCCUGAUCAGAUCUUUGACGACAAGGCCUCGUCGCGCACUCUGGUUUCCGGCAGCGACAGCCGUCCCGAAACCCCGCGUCCCACACCCACCCAGCUCGACAGGCUGCACCUGGUGGCACCACCCGUCGUGCGCUCGUCCACCCCUUCCACCCCAUUGUCAGACCGGCUGUCGGACAACGGCCACUGCUACACCCCUUCCUCGUCUGCCGAGUCGUUUGAAUCCGACACCAUUGGCACGCCGUGGCGACAUUCCGUCAUGAGUGGCAAGAACCUUUCGGCCAGUCAGCUCACCCUCACCAUCAACACCGCCAUGAUCGCCUCCAGUCGGCCUUCCUCCAUCGUCUGUACGACCGACGGCGAAGAUGAUCAACCCGUCUGGUCGCCUGGCCGAAAGGCCAAGCCCAAGAAGCUGUACCUGAGCGGCAGCGGCAGUCCACGGCAAUCUUCCAGCACGCGCCGCGCCUCGUCCGCACCUGCGUCGCCUCGGGCACGUCCUUGGUCAUCGUGUUCCGAAUACUCUCAGUCAUCGACGACCGACGACGACCAGCGCACGAGCAUUGCGACAUCCAUCGCCUCUGGGCCCUCCAUCCACAUCACCGAGUCUCCCGUGGAUUCUCGGUUCUCGCUUUCCGAGGCAGAACUGUUGGCCCCGCCACUGUCCUCGUUUGUGCGUCCGUCCUCUCCUUCCAAUGACUCUGUGGCGACAUUGCGGGGCAAGAAGACGCCCGACUCGACGCCCAAGAACACAUCACAUGCAGUCACUGCGCUGUCGUCUCCCCUUGACGUGUCGCCACCCGAGCCUUCACCCAUCGCACGAAGCCGUCGCCUCAACGCUCUCCGCGGUCUCGUCUCCAACCUCGACUUUCAACAGCCGUGGAGCAUCAUCGACAAGUCUGAGGCCGAGCACAACGCGUUCUGGCCAGCAGAGGGCAACCCCCCACAGUUGAACCGCCUGUCUCUGGGAAGCAGCUUCCUCAACAUGGUCGACGACGUGGCCGUCCCUGCCUCCGUUCCGCUGCAAAUCCCCCAGAGGCCGACCAGCACUACGGCAAGCGCCAAGUCGUCGAGGUCGCCCAACCGCUUCGGUCGCUCGUUCACUUCGCUUGUGAACCGCUGGGACGAAGCCCACAUGUACCCAGCACCAGACAGCCCCGGGCGUCGCAGCGAACCUCCCCCCUCACCUCCAGACCGCUCCGAGAUACUUGCCUCACCUGCACCUUCGCCCAAGAUUGUCCUCUCGACGCCAGCGACUGAAGAGCCAGCACCAGCGACAACCAUCAAUCGUCCAGGGUUGCGCAAGUCUGCUUCAUUCCGAUCACUGGUCAGCCGGCGCGAAGGCCCCAAACCCCCACCACAGCGCAAGGAGACGUUUGGAGCACUGUACUCUGGCUACACCAAAGCCAUGCGCCCCGUGACGCCUGUCGAUGUCGAGGCCGCGACGACAUGGCGGGCGUUCAUGGGUCCGCAAGUGUACGACCAGCUCGUGUCUGGGCCAGACGGCGGCGAAGAGGUCAAGCGCCAAGACGUCAUGUGGGAAAUGUGUGAAACCGAGGCGGCGUUUGUUCGUUCCUGUCGUGACGUGUUGCGCCUGUUCGCGUCCCCGCUCCGCGUCGUGGGCGGCGAGUGGAUGUCUGGAAUCCCGCAGCAGGUGACCCAGCUCUUCGAGUCGCUCGAGACCAUUGCCGACACGCACGCCGACCUGGCGCGUAACCAGGACGCGGCGAGGAAAGCGUCCGACGUGUUUGAUGUUGGAGUCUUUGUUUCGCUGUUUUCCGGCUGGGUGUCGCGCCUGUCGUGCCACGAAAAGUACAUUGUGCUCUUCAACCCUGUCUCGCAGCUUGUCGAGGACAUGGCGCGGGACGACAAGAGCACGUUUGGCGAGUUUUUGCGCAUGCAGAGCACCGACAAGGCUCUUGGGUCACUCAGUCUCGGCUCGAUGCUGCUCAAGCCCGUGCAGCGUCUGACAAAGUAUCCAUUGUUCUUGAGGCAACUGUGCAAGGCGACGCCGGAAUCUCACCCUGCACAUGCCGACCUGGUCAGCCUGAUCGACGCGACCGAGACGAUUCUGGGCAAGCUCGAGUCUGGCAAGGCCCAAGAGGACGACCUGCAGCAGCUCGUGGCGCUUGCGGAACAGCUCGAUGACCUGGACGCCGACUUUGACCUCGCGACUCGCGGCCGCCGGCUGGUUGCGCACGCGCAAGUGGUGCGUCUGGAAGACAAGCCGCCAGCAGGCAUGACGCGCUCCAGUUCGAUCCGCGCGCUGCGUCACUCGCUCGGGAGCGCUGUCAAGUCGUCGUCUCGAAGCACGCCUGCGUCUGCGUCCAGCACGGCCGCGUCGACGCCCGGAGGAGGCGACACGCCCGCCACCAUCCCCAGCCGCUCCAACAGCGGCGCGGGCAGCAUUGCAGAGUCCCAGGUGGGCUCCAUUGCGUCCAGCUCGUCUGCGUCGUCGUCGCUGUACAUCAAGUCGAGACCCGGCUCUCCCGCGCGCCACUCGCACUCGGGGCGCUCGUCACUGCACCCGGGCUACGACCCGACACACCCACCACCACCAAAGGCCAGCAUGCAGGCACUGCGCAAGGCGCGUCCGGACGUGCUUACUUUGCUGGUGUUCAACGAUUUGGUCCUGCUGGCUGCGCCAGUGGACCGCGGUAGUCUGUUCAAGUCGCGCAAGGCAGAGCCUGUGCGCCUGCGCGUCCUGUCGCCCCAGGAGGGUGGUAUCGGGAGCGUAGACGACCUUAAAGAGAUCAAGGGAUGGGGAGGCCACAGCCGUGCGUUUACCCUCGGCCUGCAGCCGCCGGCUGGCGGCCCGUCGACCAUCGUCGCGACGUACGCGCUUGCCCCCGCCGGCUCGGGCUCGGCCUCGCGGCGUGUCGUACACCGUCCCGCUGGCUCGCCGCUGUCUGGCCCCAGCCUCGAAACGCUAGACGACGUGAUAAAGGCGGUGGGCAUGGCGCGGCAGGACGUGGUCGAGGUGCGAGGAGGAGAAGAGUGA
Messenger RNA from Apiotrichum porosum, 3201 nucleotides. RefSeq lists its product as uncharacterized. NCBI's taxonomy places the organism in Eukaryota, Fungi, Basidiomycota, Tremellomycetes, Trichosporonales, Trichosporonaceae. The transcript is spliced from 4 exons. Gene Ontology annotation, biological process: intracellular signal transduction. The record is from RefSeq and is a predicted model, not a curated record. Gene Ontology annotation, molecular function: guanyl-nucleotide exchange factor activity. Bases 1 to 3201 code for a protein of 1066 amino acids.